AUGGCGGCGGCGGCGGCGGCGGCGGCGACGGCUCCUCCGGGCUGCCCCGGUUCGUGCCCCAACUUCGCCGUGGUGUGCUCCUUCCUGGAGCGCUACGGGCCGCUGCUCGACCUGCCCGAGUUGCCCUUCCCAGAGCUGGAGCGGGUGCUGCAGGCGCCCACGCCCGACGCCGGCGACAGCGAGGUACCAAAAGAAUUGGUGGAGCUCCAUUUGAAACUGAUGAGGAAGAUUGGUAAAUCUGUAACAGCAGACAGAUGGGAAAAAUAUUUGAUCAAGAUGUGCCAAGAGUUCAAUAGCACUUGGGCGUGGGAGAUGGAGAAGAAGGGCUAUCUUGAAAUGAGUGUCGAAUGCAAAUUGGGACUUUUAAAGUACCUCUGUGAAUGUCAGUUUGAUGACAAUCUGAAGUUUAAGAACAUUAUUAAUGAGGAGGAUGCUGAUGCCAUGCGCCUCCAGCCAAUUGGCCGAGACAAAGAUGGUCUCAUGUAUUGGUACCAGCUGGAUCAAGAUCAUAAUGUCAGAAUGUACAUAGAAGAACAAGAUGAUCAAGAUGGGUCUUCAUGGAAAUGUAUCGUCAGAAAUAGAAAUGAACUGGCGGAGACUCUGGAACUCCUGAAAGCUCAAAUAGAUCCUGCACUUUUGAAAAACUCUAGCCAACAGGAUCCCUCCUCCCGAGAAAGCCCCAGCCUAGAGGAAGAAGAAACUAAAAAAGAUGGAGAAACAACUAAACAAGAGGAAGAAUUAAAAUCAAAACAUGAGAAGGUGAAAGUAGAGGAACCAGCAAAAGAAUCAGAAAAUCUUUCUGUGCCCACUACCCUGGAAGAGAAUCCAGUAAAAAUUGAGAAACCAGAAGAAAAGGAACUUGUGAAAACGCCAGUCAUAGUGAAGCUAGAGAAAUCUUCACUAGAGAAUGAGGAGAAAAAGAUCCCCAAAGAAGAAAGUGAUUCCUUCAAGGAGAAUGUUAAACCUGUUAAAGUGGAGGUAAAGGAAUGCAAAGUGGAAGCAAAAGAUGUUAAAAGUAGCACAGAGAAAAUGACUGUUCAUGAACCUGAGCGAUUAGAGAUUGGCAUUAAGCCUCCUCCAGAAAUUAUGGAGAAAUCAACCGAAGAAACUGAAAAAUUAAAAAAUGACCAGCAAGCAAAGAUACCCUUGAAAAAACGUGAGAUUAAAUUGACUGAUGAUUUUGACAGUCCAGUCAAGGGACCCUUGUGUAAAUCAGUGACUCCAACAAAAGAUGCGUUGAAAGAGGAGGUGAAAUCUGAGGAGGAGAUUUGUAAGCGGAUUCCCACAAUCAUGGCUUUGUGUCCUGAGGGGAAACAGCUAGUCAAUGGAGAAGUUAGUGGUGAAAAAAACACUCCAAGGAAUAAGACAGAACAACUCGAAACUAAGAUCUACAGCAUAAAGGAAGGAGGUAUUCAUCCAUCCAAGGAGAAAAAUGGCUUGGUGGUAGAUAAUGGGGCAGAAUCCUUAAUGUCUCUAAAUAAGAGCAUAAAAACAGGUGAAUCUGGGAAAGAUGGAGAGGGCCCUACUCAGAGAGGGCAAGGAGUAGAAGAACCUGGUCCUCCAGAAACCGAAAAAACUCUUGAAGACACUUCAGAGAUGGCAGAGGAUCUUUCUUUGAAAACAACUUUUUCUACCACUGAAGCCUGUGCCAAGAAAGUUGAAGAGAAGUCCUCAGCCAAAAAUAAGAAGGACAAACGGCCUCCACUCCUAGAAUGUCUAGAAAAGUUAGAGAAGUCCAAGAAGACCAUUCUUGAGAAGGACACAUCAAAAUUGAGUCCUAUACCCGAAGAGAUUGCCAAGAACAUUGUAGAUCCAGAGAAGACACCAUGCUCUUCAGAGGUGGCAGAGAUCUCCCUAACUUCUACUACUCCUGAUUACCAGGAGAAAGCAGCCUCUGAAAAGGAUGGGUUAGAUUCCAAAAAUACAAAACCCAGUGAAGAUAGCCAUUCCCUGGAGAAAACGGACCCUGAGGUCCUCAAGGAGGAAGUGGAACUUGCCAAGGCUGGAGUAGAUAAAUUAGACAGUAGCCAACCUUCUAAAAUCGAAGACUCUUCAGAGACCAAGAAGGGAUCCACCACACAAAAAAGUAAAUUUAAAUAUAAAUUGGUUCCUGAGGAAGAAACCACUGAAACAGAAAAUAAGGAAAUAACAUCUGAAAGGCAGAAAGAAGGCAUCAAAUUAACAAUCAGGAUCUCUAGCAGGAAGAAAAAGCCUGACUCUUCUCCAAAGGUUCUGGAUACAGAAGUAAAGGAAGAGACAGAAAAGGAAGAAGAGAAAGUAACUCCUGGUCGAACUUUAAGAAGGUCACCAAGAAUAUCUAGACCCACAGCAAAAGUGGCUGAAAUAAGAGAUCAAAAGGCUGAUAAAAAACGAGAGGAAGAAGAGAAAGGAGAAGACUCAGCAUCUGUCCAAAAACAGGACAAAAAGGAGAACUCAAGGAAGCCCGACAAGGAUGCUAAUUCUAAAGUCAAUAAGAUGAAAUCCAAGAACAAAGUUCGGUGGACGGGUUCUCGAACACGUGGUCGAUGGAAGUAUUCUAGCAAUGAUGAAAGUGAGGAAUCUGAGAGUGAGAAAUCAUCUGCAGAGUCAGAGGAGGAGGAAGAAAAAGAAACUGAAGAAGCCGUACCAGCAGAUGAUGAUGAACCAUGCAAGAAAUGUGGCCUUCCCAAUCAUCCUGAACUAAUUCUUUUGUGUGACUCAUGUGACAGUGGAUACCAUACAGCUUGCCUUCGACCACCUUUGAUGAUAAUUCCUGAUGGAGAGUGGUUUUGUCCCCCUUGCCAACAUAAACUUCUCUGUGAGAAGCUAGAGGAGCAGUUGCAGGAUUUGGAUGUUGCCUUGAAAAAGAAGGAGCGUGCUGAACGAAGGAAAGAGCGGUUGGUAUAUGUGGGUAUCAGUAUUGAAAACAUCAUCCCUCCACAGGAACCAGAAUUAGCUGAUGAUCAUGAAGAAAAGAAGAAAGAUUCCAAAAAAUCCAAAACACACUUUCUCGAAAGGAGAUCAACAAGAACAAGGAAGUGUAUAAGUUAUAGAUUUGAUGAAUUUGAUGAGGCAAUUGAUGAAGCAAUUGAAGAUGAUAUCAAAGAAGCUGAUGGAGGGGGAAUUGGCAGAGGAAAAGAUAUUUCCACCAUUACAGGUCACCGAGGGAAAGACAUCUCAACCAUUUUGGAAGAAGAAAGGAAAGAAAGUAAGCGGCCACAGCGGGCAGCUGCUGCCCGACGGAAGAAACGGCGGCGGCUGAAUGAUCUUGAUAGUGACAGCAAUCUGGAUGAAGAGGAGAGUGAGGAUGAAUUCAAGAUCAGUGAUGGAUCUCAGGAUGAGUUUGUUGUGUCAGAGGAGAACCCAGAUGAGAGUGAGGAAGAACAGCCGUCAAAUGAUGACAGUGACACCGAAUUCUGUGCCCGAAGACCCCGGCGACACCACUCCAAGCCAAUGAGGCAGAGCAGGCGUUUGAGAAGAAAAACAGUGAAGAAAAAGUACUCUGAUGAUGAUGAAGAGGAAGACUCUGAGGAGAAUAGCAGAGCAUCUGAGAGUGAUUAUAGCGAUUACAGUGAAGAUUACCUGGAAACUAGACGGAGAAGGUCAAGAAGAAACCAGAAAAGACAAGUUAACUAUAAGGAGGACUCAGAAAGUGAUGGUUCCCAGAAGAGCUUCAGAUAUGGGAAAGAAAUAAGACGAGUUCACAAACGCAGGCUUUCCAGCUCAGAUAGUGAAGAGAGCUACAUUUCCAAGAAUUCUGAUGAUGAUGAGCCAGCUAAAGAAUCUCAGCGGUCCGUUCGGAAGCGAGGUCGAAACACAAAUGACUGUUCAGAAGCAGAGGAGGAGGAGGAGGAAGGCCCACCUGCCCGAAAACGACUGCAUCGUAUUGAGACAGAUGAGGAGGAAAACGGUGAGAAUGCUGCUGCUGCUGCUGAUGCUGUGGAGCAGCAUGCAGGAGCCAGCAAGCACUUGGCAUCACAUGGGCAGCAUGACCAUACCAGGAAGCCCUAUAGGAUAGACAGUGAUGAGGAAGAAGACUUUGAAAACGUUGGGAAAGUGGAAAGCCCAUUGGACUAUAGCUUAGUGGACUUGCCUUCUGCCAACGGACAGAGCCCUGGCAAGGCUAUUGAGAACUUAAUUGGCAAACCAUCUGAAAAACCUCAAGCCCCCAAGGACAGCACAGGCAAUGCCAGCCUAGCACCCAAUGGGACAGGUGGUGGGCAGGAGGCAGGAGCACCAGAAGAAGAGGAGGAUGAACUUUUAAGAGUGACUGACCUUGUUGAUUAUGUCUGUAACAGUGAACAGUUAUAAGACUUUUUUUCCAUUUUUGUGCUAAUUUAUUCCACGGUAGCUCUCACACCAGCGGGCCAGUUACUAAAAGCUGUUUUAUUUUUCCUAGAAAGCUCUCCACUACAGGAUCACUUUUUAGAAGCAAAAAUUUCACCAGUCCCUGCAGUCUUUCUGUGAAGUGACCAGUUUUGAACUUUGAAGAUAAAUAAUCGCUAUAAAUUCCCUUUGAUGUUUUUUUUUUUGUCUUUUUUUCCCCCCUAAGUUCAUGGUCCUUGGUAAUUUCAUUCAUGGAAAAUACACACACAAACCCGUAUUCUAAUAACAACAAAAGAUUUGUAUAUUUUUGACUUUAUAGUUCCUGAGCUCUCCUGACUUUGUGAUAAAAGGAUGGAUAAGAAUGCAUUCCAAAUCUGUCAGGGCCCAAAAUGGAAUUUGGGGGUGGGAGAAAGCACUUGUGCUUUACUGUUUUCAUAUUAAAUAUAUAUAUACACACAUAUAUAUUAUAUUUAAACAUUCAUAACAGAAUACGAUUAACAGACAAUUUAAAAGUACAUGUCUGUAUUAUCGCAUUUUGUGAAUUGUAGAUAACAUCAUACCAUAGCUCAUUUAGUAGCAACCUUCAUGAAAUCAACUUGUUUAAUACUGGAGAUAACCACACUUAAUGAAAAAGAGACCAAGAAAGUACCAUUAGUAAGAGCUCUAAUUUAAGUAUCUGUUACAAUGGAGUUUCUUUGUUUUUAAAAAAAAAAUAAUAAUAAUCAUCUGAAAAGCAUUUGUACCAUGAAACAUAUAUAAUGAAGCUUGGGCAGCCAAAUUGUGCUAGCAGCAAAUUUUGUAAAAUGGCUUUAUGCAUAUUUGAUCAGAUCAUCCCUGCUGUACCGUGUCUGAUGGAAAAUAUCAAUGUGAUGAUUGUACAUAUUUGGUCAAUAUGACAAAAGAGAUAGUGUAACCAUUACAGAUAGCGUAAGUAUUAUUUUAACAACUGACCACUUAAUGUUUAAACAUUUGAAAGGUCAUUUGAAGAUAUAUAUCUAUAUAGAUAUAGAUAUCUGCAUAUGCCAUACAUCGAGACGUCGAGCUGACAAUGGGAUUUUAGCACAUUUGAUGAUGGGAGUGGGUUUUCAGGUGACUCCUAACCAAUCUAUUCUUGCCCUUAGUAUCUACUUCAAAUUGAAGUCUACAAACCAAGCAGUUCCUUUGGAAGGUUUUUAGUUUGAGUUUGUGAGUGUGUGUGUAUAUGAGUGUGUGUGUGUGUGUGUGUGUCUGUGUAUGUGUGCAUGUUUUGGCAUUAUCUGCCUGGAUAUAUUAGCAGGUUUUAAAUGUCAUUUUUGCCUUUGGCCAUUAGAACUUUAUUCAAAUUUAUACUACUCACGUGACCAACCUAAAGAAGAAGGAAAGCAACCAGUGUAUCUCUAAAUUUAUGGGCAUAACAUCCACUUACAUGCCUUGACACUCUCAAGACAAAGUGAUGUCUGUCAUUUUAAGCAAAAAGUUGGGGGAUUGAAGUGGACAGUUGAGCACCUGGUUGACCCUAACCAUGGUCCUCAUUUUAUUCAGCCUCUGAAUUUUCAUCCUGUGAAUUUUCAGGUAGGAGCCCUAACAUUUGGACAAAGCAUAGCCUUUAUGAUGAACCUUCCAUGUGUCCUUUUGAAACCAGAGGUGGUUAUCUCUGGUCAGCCCUUUUUUUGCAGAGGGAUUUAGAUUUUUCACCCCCUUUUCUGUCCAUUGCUGGCGAUGGAUGUAUGUUACCUGCUAAUGGCACCAAGGGGUCACAUCCUAUCUCCUCUCCAAAUUAAACCUUUUGUGUGCUAGUCAAUCCAUAAUUAAGCACUUCUUUUUUUAAUUUUUUUUUUAAAGCUGGCACUAGAACUACAUAUAAAUACCUCUCUAGACAACUUUGCCUGCCUUCCUUUUGUGUCCCUCCCCAGUUUAAUCUGCAGACUUAACUUUUGGCCUUGAAAGUUUAUAGCUGUUUUGUUUUUUGUUUUUUUUGACUGAUGUUGGUUCUUUACUGUUUUAUCCUUUUUCACUUUAGUUCUGUAGUUCACCUGUCCAUUAAUAUUUUUGUUGGAUUCUAGCAAUGUAUAUUUUGUCUGUUUUAAUAAUAAAAUAAAAUAAAUAAUCAAAGGCAGCCUAAAAUUAGGAUGCACCAGUAGUAUGCUGUGUUGAGAAAGUUGUGAUUUUUUAUUUUGAAGAGAAUGUCCUAUUUUAAGGGGAAGAAAUGACUUGCAUUAACAGGCCACUAAAUGCCUUUAUAAUCCAUGCAGUGUUUAAUUAAAGUUUCUUGUCUGUUAUUUAGAAUACAUUACAGAGGUUUAAUAUUUUAACUUCAUUUUAAAGCAAGCUGGCAGAGACAGGGUACCUGCCAGUACCAAUUUCAUUGUGCACCUGAGUAAAGGUAACCACGGUAGACAACUUCCCUUUGAUAAUAUGCCUUGCUCCCCACUCCAGAAACCCACCAGCCCCAGCCUCUAGCUAAAACCUGCACUUUUACUUCAGGCACAUCGACAGAAAAUGUGACUGUUGUAGGAUUAAUAUGUUUUCAUUACAUGCCUAUGUACAGAAAUUCAGAAGGUUCUUUGUACUUCUCCAGUUCAAAAAGUUGUGAAUUUCUACAAUAGUUUGGCAGAUAGAUUCUGAUUGUGGUACCAGCUUCUUGCAAGUUGCAAUUAGGCCACUUUGAUCAGCUGAUAUUUAAGGUCUUUGGAUCCAUGCCUGUAUGCUAAGUGGCAGAACUAUUACAACCACAGCUCCUGGGAGAACCCUUCAGCCAAGGUCCAUCUGUCUACCCAUAUAGUUAGAUACCUACAGUGUUGCUCUCUAGAUAGUCAUGAGUAUGUACAGCAUAUAGCUGAUUAACCUAGCUAAAAGCUGUAGCAGACCUGAACUGGUUCUGCUCCUUGUUAUGCACACUCAAGCUUGAGUUUCUUGAUCACCACAAAGGAAAUAAGUUUACCAUAAUGUUUUUCAUUGAUAUGUGAAAAUAGUGAGAAAAGCUCAUAUGCUUUCUCAAAAAUAUAAGAAAAUAAUUCAGGACUACCCCAGACCCCCAAAGUAAUAUUGAGCAUUCCAUGGCCACCAUAUAACAAAGCUGUUUACAUACUGUAAAACCCCUUAGAUAAGAUACAAACUAGACUCUCCCUAUAUCCAAUUCCAUUCUAUAACAAAUCUAUAAGAGGUUCUAGUGUGUUCAUUUUAUUCAGCCUUAUUAAGUCAGGAUUUGGAGUAUUUGAGAGUAGACAGUUUCAUUUCCUAUAAAAAUGUCUCCCUUUUUACUGGAUACUUCAAAAUAAAAUCAACUUGGUCAUGAAAAAGAAUAGGACUUGUAGUUAAAUUACAGCUUGGCUUUGAAGGUUUUCUGCAGAUGGAAUAGUGCUCAAUGAAAUAUUUACUGAUUCUAGCAUAUUACUGCAAAUCCAAAGGAAGAAAUACAACUAAUGACCAAAUGGAGAUCCUUUGGAUGAACUGUAUGCUUUCCAUGUGGUGUGACCUAGCUAAGAUUGCAGUCUUGAUAAGGAAAUAAGAGUGGUUUGGUUUAGGAUAUGUAAAUAGUCAAAAGGUUUUCAAAUAUUUUAAAACCACUAGAAACUCCUUAAAGUUUUUAAAUGAAAUAAUUGCAGAAUAAUUUCUCUUGUUGCCUAGUUCUUAGUUGUCAUGACCCAGCCCAUUUUGUUUAAUAACAUUAGGAACCUGAUUGAUCACUUCAUUCUAAGUUUAUGGGGGAAAAGCAGGUCUACAUAAGUGGAAUUAGUGGUAGUGUUUUCAUCGCAAGAGAAGUUUUUAAAGCCUAUGUUGCACAUUAAAGAGAUUCUGUUAGAAAUAGGGACAUUCUUCCCAUGAUUUUUCGAUUUUCUCAGCCCUCACUAUGAAGAGAAAAAUGAAGUUAAGUUUGAAGUAUAGAAACAUAAUAGACUUAGCUCCACUCUCAUGAGGGUCUGUGACAUAUUCAUGUCCCCAUGUUAUUUAUUCAAACUCAGAGUCUCGUUUUCUUUGAAUAAGUUCUCAACUUUAGAAAUCUGUACUUUAGAGAUGUAUUACAUAAAGAAAAAUGAUGAAACAAUGCAUUCGUUGAGCACCUUAUAUUUGUUUAAUUUGGCAUGUGUACACACAUAUAUGAGAAAAAUAUAUCUCAAAGAUUUUUUUUUCACAGAAAAUAAUGUUUAAAAUAGUGGGUUUUGUCAUUGCCAUGGGACCAGAAGAUAAUAGUGAUAUUCUUCCCCUUGAUCUGAAAGUAAUACUGUUCUCUAGUAGGCCAUGAUUGCCAAAGUUGCAUAAUUUGUUUCUGGUUUACUGGCUUUGUGGCUGAGCAUCUCUAAACUUAAAUCAUCAUUUAUCAUAACAGAAUCUAUCUUCUCUUCAACACCAAUGUCACCCACCAUUCCCCAUAUUAAAGGUCAACUUGGUUUAAAAGUGGAGGGUAAGCUUUGUAGAUUUGCUUUGUUGUGGUAAUCCUGGAAACAAGAAGUUUUAAAUGUGGUCAACCAGAAGUUUUAAUCUGAAGUUUUAAAUGUGGUUAAUAAUGUAUAGACUAAAUACUGUAAUUGUUUUAAGAACCUUUCCUUCCGCUCUGCCUUAAGUUAUCGUUAGCAUUAUCACUUCACAUUUAUUGAAUGCCAAUAGUUUGCUAGUUGCUGUCAUUUUUUUUUUUUUUUUUUUUUAAGCAAAGAAAGAACAAGUCCUAGAGACCUAAUAGGUCUGCCCUCAGUCACUACAGGCCAGAAAUUUUUUGUAGUGAGCUUUGUAUAGAUGACUCAGAUUCUACAUUGUAAUGCCUUUUUUUCUUUUACACCUCUCCACUUUCCACAUCGCCAUAAGUUAAGCAUUGUAUAGAUUACCAUCAGUAAUCUUUUUCUAAAUAUGUAAUUAAAAAGCCAUUUUCACCUAGGUUUGAUUGUCUCAUUUACCAUUUCAUUUUUGUGCAGUUCCUUGAAAAAAGUGACUAUGCUAAGCACUACAAAAGCAGUCCUGGCACAUUUGCAAUGAUUAUAAUUUAACGCACAGAAAUAUUCUAAAUUGUAAUACCUGUAUGGAAUACAUUAUCCUCCAUAUACCAGAUUUUUGGGUGGGUGAAAAUUAUUUAUGAUUUCUGAAUAAGCUAUUUAGACUUUGGGAAUAAGAACUUUCAAAACAAAAGGAUGUUGAACAGAAACUUCAGUAGAAUAGAAACUUUAAAUUCAUAUUUUUUAACACAAUUUGGAGAAUAUGCUGAGGUCUUACUCCUUUUGCCACUGGAUGAUGUGAGUUAAGAAUGGAAUCGUCAGCUCUAAUUUUAUACUUCCUCUUAACUUUCCUCAGUUUAUUAAGAAAUUUUAAUUUUAUUGUAAAAUGUGUUUUAAAAUCUGUAUUUAUUAAGUUCUGGUGGUAGAACAAGUAGCUGCAUGUUAGAAAUACAGCCAUCCAGAAAACCAUUGUUUGGAAAUUUAAGUAAACACUCCAGAGCUUCAGAAAUCGUUUAACUUAUUUUGUACGUUGCAAAAAAAAAAAUUUAUUUUGCUUAGAGUGACAUUUUUUAUAAUUGUGUACAGCUUUUAAGGGGGUGGGAGGUGGGGAAAUAACACCUGAAAGUAGAUUGUAGAUUUUUACAAUUGUGUUUGUGAUAGAAUAUCCACAGGUCUAUGCUGUAAUUAAAACUAAAACUGCUUAACAA
Vombatus ursinus (common wombat) is the source of this 9916-nucleotide messenger RNA. It is a transcript of the gene RSF1, whose product is annotated as remodeling and spacing factor 1. Gene Ontology annotation, biological process: regulation of DNA-templated transcription. The coding region runs from base 1 to 4290 and encodes 1429 amino acids. NCBI's taxonomy places the organism in Eukaryota, Metazoa, Chordata, Mammalia, Diprotodontia, Vombatidae. The transcript is spliced from 16 exons. Gene Ontology annotation, cellular component: RSF complex. The record is from RefSeq and is a predicted model, not a curated record.